This is a messenger RNA of Antechinus flavipes (yellow-footed antechinus), 1754 nucleotides long. It is a transcript of the gene HHEX, whose product is annotated as hematopoietically expressed homeobox. The coding region runs from base 67 to 900 and encodes 277 amino acids. Gene Ontology annotation, biological process: regulation of transcription by RNA polymerase II; cell differentiation. NCBI's taxonomy places the organism in Eukaryota, Metazoa, Chordata, Mammalia, Dasyuromorphia, Dasyuridae. The record is from RefSeq and is a predicted model, not a curated record. Gene Ontology annotation, molecular function: RNA polymerase II cis-regulatory region sequence-specific DNA binding; DNA-binding transcription factor activity, RNA polymerase II-specific. The transcript is spliced from 4 exons.
UAAAUGUAGCGCUGGGAGGCGGGAGGGCUGCUCACAGAGGGGCUGCCAGCCAGCCAAACGGCAGCCAUGCAGUACCCGCACGCCGGGCCCGGAGCCGCCGUGGGGGUCCCUUUGUACGCGCCUACUCCGCUGCUGCAGCCUGUGCAUCCGACGCCCUUCUACAUCGAUAACAUCCUGGGUAGGGGCCACGGAGCCCCGCUGCCGCCCGCCGCUCCCACUCCAACCCCCGCUCCCACCCUGCCUUCCCCCAACUCCUCCUUCACCAGCCUCGUGUCUUCCUACCGGACCCCCAUCUACGAGCCCACGCCGAUCCAUCCCGCCUUCUCCCACCACCCGGCCGCGCUGGCCGCCACUUAUGGGGCAGGCACCUUCGCGGGCCCUCUCUACCCCUUCCCCCGGACCGUGAACGACUACACGCAUGCCCUGCUCCGGCACGACCCCCUGGGCAAACCCCUUCUCUGGGGCCCCUUCAUGCAGAGGCCACUUCACAAAAGAAAGGGAGGACAAGUAAGGUUCUCCAAUGAUCAAACCAUCGAACUGGAAAAGAAGUUUGAGACCCAGAAAUACCUUUCCCCACCUGAGAGGAAGCGUCUUGCCAAGAUGCUACAACUCAGUGAGAGGCAGGUUAAAACCUGGUUUCAGAAUCGGCGAGCCAAGUGGAGAAGGCUAAAGCAGGAAAAUCCUCAAAACAAAAAAGAAGAAUUGGAAAAUGCAGACCAUCACUGUGAUCAGAGACAAGAUAGCUGUUUGCCCAGCGAGCAGAUAAAAGACAUUUCCUUGGACAGUGCACAGUGUGCUCCCUCCCCUGCUUCUCAGGGAGAUCUGGACUCCGAGAUUUCAGAGGAUUCCGAACAAGAAGUGGACAUUGAGGGGGAUAAAAGCUAUUACCAGGCAGGAUGAUGAUGAGUGGACAUCUGGAAUCUGAACAAAACUGGACUUGGAAAUAAUAGCUUUUAUUUUCUUUUAAUUGGAAGAUCUCUACAGAAGAGCUGAGGGAAGGGGGGGAGGGGGUAAAGAGAACCAAAGGAAAUUCAUUUUCCUAUCAGAAAACUAAACAAUCUGGUGCUUUGGCUAGUUAACAGAUACACGUUAACCUUGAUUUUUUUUUUUUUUUUUUACUAAAGAAAUGUUUUGAUUUUUAAGUUGCUAUGCUAAAAAUUGAUCUUGCAAUGCUUAAGCAUUCUUCCCCAAGUAAAUUGCCACAACCAGAUUACCAAUUUCUUGAUUUAAUUAAAAAAAAAUAUGUAAUUUGACAGGUUUAAAUAGACUUUCUGUAUUGAUGCCUUUCCUAAUCCAGACCUACGAUCAUCAUAGGAGAUUCCUUGUUUGUGAAGUCUCCCAGGACUCGAAUCCAGGUCACCUGGCUGUCACUUAAAAAGUCAACUCUUUUUUUACUUUUAUCUAAGUCUUGCAGCACUAGUCUUAAACCUGGUUAAACUUGGAAUCAUUUCAGAUACUUGCCUGUUAAUCCUGCUCCUUUGUUGGUAAAAUACUUUGGUUAAGAUGCUGCCUUCAGCUCUGUUGGUAAUCUUCCAAUAGCUAUUGACAAGAAACUGUGAUAAAGGGUGACAAAACAUUGAGAAGAAACUGACACAAGUUACCAAAACUAAUCCCAAAUAUACUCAAAAUAGCAAGUUGAAUAAUAUAUAUAUAUGUAGAUUGUAGAUAAUUCUUUGUGGUUUUAUGUUCAUUGUUUAUAUUGUGUACAUACUAUGACUGUCCAAAAAAAUCCAAUGAAACGAACUAUGACAACC